AUGGUGAAGGAGCUGAGCCGCUACGAGGAUCCGGAUGACCCGGUCCGACCGCAAGCCCCACCAAGAGAUCGGAAGGCCCUUUGGGCGCCCCCAGGACCUCGGCCGAUUUCCGCGCCGGAGGUUCUCGUGGUGGGCCUGGGCAGGCGGCUCCGGGCUGAUGAGGAUGACGGUCCUCGGGCUCGGCUUGGGGCAGGUGCUGUGGAGGCCCUGCAACGGCGGUACCAGAUCCGGACUUUCUUCGAUGCCGACGUGCAGGGGUAUGUGGCCACCUGCCGUGCCAGCCUUGACAAGUCGGGCCGCGCGGGGGUGCAGAAGAUUCACUUGAUGCAGCCCCUCGUGGAGCACGACACCGAUGUGGCACAUGCCCUGGAAAAGAUGAUGGCCAAGCCGCGUUUGGAUAAGGAGCAAGCGACUGAGCACAUGCCAGCACCAAGCCACAUCGAUUUCAUGCAAGCUCCCAUCUUCGGUUCCUUCAUUGGUGACUCGAAGUUUCUGCCGGCAGCUAGCUUGGCAUUGGGGGACCUUAGCUGCCUUCGACCCCUGGUAGCUGUGGCUGCGACCACCUCAGCUUGGGCAGCCGCGCGCAGGGCACGAGCCCGCAGUCAAAGGAGUCUAUGCUGGGCAACUCUGGCAACAGACAAACAAGGCACAACUUUCCUGGUGGGCCCUGAGGCCGCGACACGGCUUCCUAGUAACGUAAGCCUGGGGAGGCUGCUGACCUGGGCUCGCAAGCAGGCGUUCAUGAAAGUUCAUCCAGUGCUGUCGGCCAGCAACGCAAAGCUCUCGGUUUCGGUCGCGGUGGAGGCCGGCACUCCACUCCUCGGAGUCUUGGAAGAGGGCUUCCUCACUUACGAAGACUCGGAGGAUUCCUGGCAGCAGCUCUACGAUGCUGCGAAGAAGCAGCAUCCGGAGUGGUGGGCGCUGCACCUGGCCAUCCCGCUCUUGCGGCAUGCCUCCGGCGAUGCGUCGGAUGAGGCCUCCUCGCCAGUUUGGCAGGCCUACCAGCAGAGCGCCUUGGACGCAAAUUCAAAGAGGGGUGUGCCGGAGCUGCCCGCGUCAGCGCUUCUCUGGAACGUGGAGCAGGCCAGCGAGCUGCAAGAUGUGGAAGUCAAGGCCGCGCUGAAGAGUCGACUCGAGGCACUGCAGAGCUUUCAUCGAGAUCAUGUCCUGCCAGCCCUGCGCGAUUCGGCGCCCUCGACGUUGGAAUUGGGAUGUGCGGUUGCUGUGGCGGCUUCCCGUGGUGUGGAGGUGCAACCAGGGCUGAAGGCGCUCGUCCCAGUGCUCGAUCUGAUCGGACCGGCGGAGGCAGCAGCCGCUGUGGGUGAGGAGACUCCAGAGCCAAACUGCCAUUUGACCGUGGAGCCAGCUGGAGGCCCGGGUGGCCGCGCCAUUGCUGUCGUCACAGCCGCAAGAGACUUGCGUGCUGGUGACUUCCUGAGUCGUGACGUGGAUGCUUGCGCGGACUCGCUGCUCCUGGACUGGGGCCUGGCUUCGAGUCGAAGGAGAGACGACGUCACAAUCCACGUAGGCAUCAAGAAGGACGUGGCCCAGUCUUGGCAAGUCUCUGCGCUGCGAGAGCUCUUGGAACUUCGACCUGGAGAGGAUGGCGGCUGGGUGGCUUCGGCAAAGGUGAGGAGGAGCUCUUCGCUUCGCGACGCCCUGGACCAAAACCUCUGGGUGGCAGCACGCAUCCUUGGCGGCGGAUCCAAGACCGAAGCGCUGGGUGCGGAGUGGGAUCUGCGAUCACGGGAAGAGAUUCUGCGCGCUGGUUUGGAUGGUGUGUCAGCAACCCACCGGCGGCGUGCCUUCUGGGUGCUGAAAAAGGCGGUUCAGGGCGCUCUGGACAACUUCGAAACCAGUCCCGAAGAUGAUGAGGAAGCCAUCCAUCUGGCAGGUGACGAGCGCCAGCGUGUGGCCGCAGCAUACAGGCUCGGCAAAAAGCGGAUAUUGCAGGAUGUCUUCGCACUAUUGGACAAAGCCGAUACGAAGAUCGUGCAGAGACGCGAGCGUGCCAAACAGGCAAACGCAAGUCCACCAAAGGCAAAGGAUUCGGCUGAGAUUCCCUCGGACCAUCGGCCCCAAAGCAAGGGACCAGCUAUGCGCGUCCAUAGAGCUCCGAGCUUUUUCGGCAGAGCAAAAUGCUUUGCUGAGCCGGAGAUUCAGAUGUGCAUGAAGUUUAACGACUGGUUGCAUCAUGCUGGAAAGUGGUCUGCAUGA
Messenger RNA from Symbiodinium natans, 2217 nucleotides. The record is from the annotation of a GenBank genome assembly. NCBI's taxonomy places the organism in Eukaryota, Dinophyceae, Suessiales, Symbiodiniaceae.